AACAACAACAACAAACAUGAGAUCGAAAAAAAACUGAAACGAAACUGCUGUGUUUUUUUCGGCUGAGUUGCGGACUCAUCAGCUUGGAAGCAGCCAGUGCAUGAUGCAUUUCUGGUUCAGAGGGCACACCAGCUGCCUUGAGCACCGCGGGCCGUAGGCGCUCGCUCACGGUGCUUCUUCGGUUUCUCUUUUUUUUAGGGUAGGUCUUUUGCUCAUAACAUGCUUCCAGUCGAGCCUCGUUUGAAACCCUUGGGCGCCACGAUUCUCCACUACGCGGAUGGUGCAGACACAAAGGUGGAAUUCAAACGCUGUCAUUCCUACAGCGGUUACAUCCCUUAUGGCUUGAGCGAUGCAGAUGCCAAGUCAGAUUGUUCUGUGGAGGAUGCGGAUCCAUGCGACGUGGUGUGGCCCGGCACCGAUGAAGAACACGAGGCUCCUGUGCGCCCACCGGCGGCCGCGAGUGGAUCGAGUGGAUCACAGGAGCCGGUGAACGUUCAGCGUGAACGGGAUCGAGCCACUAUGGGAGAAAAGGUUAUCGUAGGAUUUGGGAGGGCACUGCGAAAGGCCGUGAGGGAUACGGAUAGCACAACGGCUGGUCACAGCUUCUUUGAUUCUGGCGGAAAGAACAUGGAUUUGGACGACUUCAUUUGGGGGCUUCAUCAACGUGCAGGUGCUCCCCCGGUAUCUUUUGUCUAUGCCUUCGUUUAUAUUUGCAGGAUGUCCGAGAGCCAGAUGGAAGAACUGAAUCCCCGCACAGUUCAUCAUUUACUCCUAGCAGCUGUGACCAUUGCUGCGAAGAUGCAACAGCCACAAAGCUUCGACGUCAAUCUCUAUGCACAGGCGGGGCACGUCACAUGUGAGCAGCUUCAGCUUUUGGAAGCGAAGUUCCUGGAGUUGUUGCAGUGGAACGUGGAUGUUUGCCACAAGAGCUUCAGAAGGAUUUUCCGCCUCCUGAGCCAAGCAGCUGCUUAGCAUCGUAUACAUGGCAUAUGGCAGCCAUGGUGACGACUGAUGUAAAGCCUCGACCUUGACAUGGCCUUUCUCGGCAGCUUCUCCGUGCAUGACUUUGAAGAGAGAUUGGAAGCAAAAGAGAACGCUGGCUGGGAGUUUGACAUAUUUUGAAGAACUGAUCAUUCAUCUUC
This is a messenger RNA of Cladocopium goreaui, 1142 nucleotides long. The record is from the annotation of a GenBank genome assembly. NCBI's taxonomy places the organism in Eukaryota, Dinophyceae, Suessiales, Symbiodiniaceae.